Messenger RNA from Rhagoletis pomonella (apple maggot), 539 nucleotides. RefSeq names its product 41 kDa spicule matrix protein-like. NCBI's taxonomy places the organism in Eukaryota, Metazoa, Arthropoda, Insecta, Diptera, Tephritidae. The coding region runs from base 1 to 537 and encodes 178 amino acids. The transcript has 2 exons. The record is from RefSeq and is a predicted model, not a curated record.
AUGAAGCUGUUCGUAGUACUCUCCGCAUUGAUCGCCGUUUGCUGUGCUAGGCCACAGCAAUAUGGUGGCUCCCAAGCCGGCGCCAACGCCAACGCUAAUGCUGGCGCAGCAGGUGGAGGAUUUGGUGGUAACCCUGGCUUCGGUGGUAACCCUGGCUUUGGUGGUAAACCUGGAUUCGGUGGUAACCCUGGAUUCGGUGGUAAUUCUGGAUUCGGUGGUAACCCUGGCUUCGGUGUUAACCCUGGUUUCGGUGGUAACUCUGGAUUCGGUGGUAACCCUGGAUUUGGUGCAAAUCACGGCGGCGGUUUCAAUAGAAAUCCUGGUUUCACCGGCGGAAAUCCCGGAUUCGGUGGCGGCUUCGGUGGAAACCCCGGAUUUGGUGGCGCCAACGCUAAUGCCGAUGCCAACGCCAGUGGAUUUGGUGGUGGCUCUUCUGUAGCUAAUGCCAACGCUAAGGCGAAUUCCUUUUCUAAUGGUUUUGGUGGAUCCAAUGCGGCUGCAAACGCCGAUGCUAGCGCCAAUAGCUUUGGCAAAUAGAU